Porites lobata is the source of this 23540-nucleotide messenger RNA. Lineage: Eukaryota; Metazoa; Cnidaria; Anthozoa; Scleractinia; Poritidae. The record is from the annotation of a GenBank genome assembly.
AUGUCUUCCUCAUCGGUGGUUCCUGUUGUUUUGUGGGGAAGUACACCACCUUCUCAUUGCAUCUCAUGUAUUAUUACUACCUAUGAUCAGAAAACAAUUGUUACUGGCUCUUCAGAUGGACAGCUUGGUGUAUGGGACUUAAGGUUCGCGGAAGAUGGUGGCAUCAAGGUAAGAACUACAUGAAAAGCAAAUUAAUUUUUGAUUUUUUGCAUAAUAAAAUUACUUUAUAUUGUUUUGUGUUUGUUGAAGUAUAUAGCAAGUAAUAGUAUAUGGCAAUUUUGGAUGUUGGUUAAGGUUUUAUUAAACUGUGUUGCCUGAUUACAAGCACAUUCUAUAAGCACAUUUUACAAACCCAAAUACACAUUAAAAUUGAACUCUUUAUCUAUUUUUGCUGCAGAUCAUCCCAAGGAACUUAAUUUUUGCCCACGCAGCAAAAGUGACAGCACUUGCAAAAGCUACUGAUGGAUGGGACAAUCAGUCAAGCAUCAUCAGUGCUGCUGACAAUGGGUAAGGCUAGUGUAGCUGAUACUGCACUGAACUAAUAAAAAGAGUAGUAAAACAGGUGGUCCCCGUCACUCACAUAGGCGCUUUCCAUUCAGCCCAAAUUCUGGAAAUUUUGGUUAGAAAUCAAAUGGAACAGACCAUUUUGGUUCGGUCCGACCAGAAUCUUUGGGAUCACCUAGAAGGUUGUACCCAGUGCCGCUCUUCUGUAUCCUGCUUACAAGUGCAAUAACAAUCGCACAGUGGUUUGGGUCAGUCUGUGCAACCGGAAUGUAUGUUCCAUUGGGCCCGUGGAAUUUCUGAAAUUUCAGACUGGAAUUUUUGUUGAAUGGAAAGUGCCCAUACAUGUAAAUAAUGUGACCACUACUCUGUAUCAACCUUGUUCCCAGGGUUCUCUCCAACUUUUCCUUAGUCUCUCUCACUCCAGGGGACAUUAGGAGAGGACCCUGGGAGCAAGGUUGUGGACUAAUGCAUGAAACUUCCACUACUACAUGAGAAGAUGGAAAAUUGUUGUAUUUUAUUUUAAUGCAAUAAUCCACUGAGUGUGAAACCCAGAAAACCAUGAACGCCAGAAAUAUUUAUGAAUUAUUAUGCCAAUCAGGUGUGAGAAAACUGUACUAUAAACAGCAACAUGGUGAUUAGUUUGGUUUGAGCUUUGCUUGCAUAUCUUGACCUUUUUUAUGAUUCACCACUAACGAAAUAUUUCAGGUGUUCAUGGUUUUCCGAUAUGAACAAUGACAUCAGUAAGUGUGUAUGGAGAACAUUUUCUGGAUUUUUCUCAAGUUGUCUUCUCCAUGAUUUUUUCUCUGUAUAGCUCCUUUACAUUUGAAGGGUUUUCAGUGGGUUCCUAAGGAGAUUCUUAUGUUUUAAAUGUCUCUUCACAUCAGUACUGUCUGCUGUUUUUAAGACACACUCAAAUCUUUACAUAAACCUCACACUGGGUAUGAUAAUUAAUAACUGAAUAGGAUUUCAAGAGCUGAGACUAGACCAACCAAGUUGCUUGAUUUGGCUGAUCUAUUUUUGCUUCACUCUCAGUUCAAUCCAGUGACCUGUGACCUGUCACCUAAGUAUUUUAUGAUUACUUGUUUUGUCAGGGAGCUGUGUUUAUGGGAUACAGAUGAUGGCAUCUGUAUACAAACUAACAUCAUUCCAGGGAUGCAUUUAGCUCUUCUGGUAAGAAUUAGUAUGUGUCAAUAAUGCAGCUUACAGUACAAAAUGUAGUAUACAAUGUAUGUAGCUGUUAUAGAUUAGAAAAACAACCUUGUUCUUAACCUUUUUGAAGUCUUUUAUACCUUUAUACACUUUAACUUAUGUGCAUGUAUGAUUCUUGUAUGUAAUAGUAAACUAAUCAACCAGUUUCUACAUAAAAAAAAUAAUUCCUACUUGGUUUCAAGGCUUGGGGGAUAUAAAAUCAAAAGCAAUAUUAUUUAAUCUUGAGGUUCAGGGAUUUAUGCAUUUCUUUCAUUUUAUUCCCCUAAGACUGAGAGCCAAGUAUGAAUGGAUGUUAACUCAGUCUACAAAUGUAGAUAUAAAUGAUUUGGUCAGCUGUCUCAAAAAGAAAAUCUGACUUUCUGAACUGUACCAUAUCCUUCCUGUGCAAAAAAUAAUUUAUUAUUAAGAGAAGACACCUGUGCACAGUUGCAAGUGAAAGCUGAUCAAACAGGAAAAUAGAUCGCUCUUUUUUACUAUCUGCAUGCUUGAAGAAGUGCGAAGUCAUUGGCAGGGUAAUUUCUUUUUUCAUUGGACUGCUCCUGGGCGAGUGAAAGUACUGUAAUUAAUUUGAAAAUUUAAAGAGGGUAUAAGUAGUACUCGUAUGCAUUACUUAAAUUUGAAAUCUUUGUUUUUGUUAGACAUUACCCAGAUUGAGUUUUGUAAACAUUAUCAGGGUGCAACAAAAACAGUGUCCUCUUGCCCCAGACAAGUGGUUUUGAUCAGUGGACAAGCAGGUUAAUCAAACCUACUUGUCCUUUGGACAAGUAAAUCCCCAGGAAAUAACUUAAAAGCAAAACAUACAGUAUACAGCCAGGUUUUUUCAAGCAUAAAACAGAUCACUUUUCUUGAAAGCAACUUACAGGUUAGAAAUGAAAAGAAACAGCACUGGUGCAAGUGACUUGCGAUUUAUCCACCAUUUUAUUUCAUUUUUGUGCACUGAAAGGGGCCUGGGACUCUUGGGGGGGGGGGGGUAGACUUUUGCAUUUCUUAAUAGAUCCCCUAGGUAACUGUUAGCUCGCACAGGCUAUUUUGGAACUGAACUGAACUGCAUUUGCUGACUGUAGGCUAGACCUCUUGUUUUUUUUUUUUGGGGGGGGGCUGGUUUUGUGAAUGCAGGAUUUACAUUAAUGUAUGAGAAGCACAUUAUUUGGUCUUUCUUGGUGUUAAGUGUGUAAUAUUAAAAGUUUAGGCUAAAUUUUCCUUUCUUGCAGUCUUUUCAUGUCACCACUGGCACAGGAAAAGAGUGGCGUGUAGUUUGUUAUGGCAGCUACUCUGAUAUUUAUGUUGUUGACGCCUUGUCACUUGAGGUAGAUACAAAUGUACAUGUAUAACAGAAGAAUGUUUUUUAGGUUUUUCACAUAACUCAAUGAUUAAGCUUAAUUUUUACUUUCAAGGCUAGGAGAGUUCAAAUGAUUUUUGGAUGUGCUAUGUACCGUUCAUAAGACGAGCAAGAGUGUAUUAUCAGGUUUAAAAACUCAAGGCGAAGCUAAGAAUUUUCAAACCAAAUAAUACAUGACUGCGAGUUUUUUGAAUGGCUUCAAAAUCUCCCAUAUAGUUCCUUCACCUCAUUCUUGCAGUAAUAUUUAGAUUUGGGGUUAUUUUGGUGUAAAAUAUUGGACUUAAACUUUAGCUGUGUAUAUAGAACACCCAUUAAACAAUCUUUUGUUUUCUCUUUAUGAAUUAUUAAUUCCUUUAUGAAGUGCAUUUUUUAUAGUUUGUUUUAGCGCCUUCACCAUCUUAUUCAGUAUCAGAACAUUUGUACAAUGCAAUGUUUAUUGUUGUGUGAACUUUUUGACUUUUCAGGUGUUGUACACAUUGCGUUCUCCAUCAGCUACAAACUGGAUCAGUGCAGCUUGUGUGGUUAGACCUGCUAGAAGACAAGGUGAUAAAUUUCAUUUUAAAUAUUCACAGUUUUUUAAUUUUGUUUGUUACAAUCUGUGUGAUCAUUUUUAUUUUCCUAGUGUAUUAAUUAAAAUGUCUUGGUUUAGAUAGGGCUGCAAUAAUAUUAUUGACAACUUCAUGUGAGCGGCUAUUUUGUGGGUAAAAUCCUUCCUGAGGUUAAACCAGCAUUCAACCUAAGUUACCAGGGUAAGAACCCCAGCGAAAAGCUAUCCCUUAAAUCAGUUGAAUACUGAUUUAACCUGGGAAAGGAUUUUACCCACAUUUACAUAUGACAGAUAUGGUGCACAUGAACCUUUAUUUUUAUCAUACAAUAUACAUAUACUGUUACUGUUAGUCUGUAAAAAAUGAGUGUAUAUAUCUGUGUAGCAACCUUUUAACUUUUCUAUUGACUACUUAAAGAGUUCACUUUUUCCCCUAAUUUCUGUGGUCCACAGAGGAUGUUGUAGUUGCUGUCUCCCUGUCUGGUAUGCUUAACAUCUGGAUGCUGAAACCAUCCGUUGAGUCUAAGGUAUGGCAGAUUGUGAUUGUCUAUAAAUCUGUGUACUACAUUGUACAGUGUACCAUUGGUAUUUUGUCUUUAUGGUAUUUGACUAACUAUAGAAUGCUUAAGUACAGCGCAUGCAAGUCUGUAUUACAAGAUGAACUAAUGCUUAUGUCAAUAAUAGAGAGCUUAUUAUAAGAAAAUACAAUGGGGAUGACAAAACAAGCAAUUUAAGCAAAGCAACAACAACCGCAUUUUUUGGUAGAUUUCUCCACCAUCCUUUGCACAACUACAAGGUGUCAUGUUUUAUAGGAACUGUCAACCAUGUGACACUUUGUACAUGUACUUAAAGAUAAUGGCAUGAUUCAUUAAUAAGGGCACUUUUACCAGUAAUAACAUUGUUUCUGCUUUUCUAAAGCACAGUAAACAGCUGCAUCAUAGAUUAUGAACUGAAAAUGUUUACAAUCUCCUUAUUACAGUACUGUGAUCCCACUUAUGAGCAAGAGUUGAAACAAGUAACAUUAGGGAACAGUAAAGCUACUGGGAUCUGCUGCAAUCCUUUCACUCAGAGAAGCAUCCUUGUUAUAUGUCCACAAGAAUGGCUGGUAUGUUUUUAAACUAUUCUCUGAGAACUAUUAUUACAUAACCAGUAAUAACCAAAGGUUACACAGUGCAGGCGACGACGAUUGGAGGACAAAAUAAUGCUCUUACUGUGCUCCAACGCUGUGUUUUUUGUAAGUUUCAUGUGAUAGAAGGUCAAAAAAGGCAUGAUCAGUUUAUGAGAGAAAUAAGGUCUGAACAUGCGUGAUCAGAUUGUGUACUGUGCAUGGCAUUCAUUCUUAGAAGUCUAAACAAAGCCUGCUAAAUACAUGCUGCUCAUGUGUAACAGUAACUAGUUGGAGAUUAGGAUUGUAGGCUCCUCUUGUUGCCUGCAAUAUUAGAUUUUCCUUGCCCUUUAUAUUUGCUUCUAAUUUUCUGCUGUACUUAAUAAUACAUAGUUGAUAUUCAUUAAUGUACAAUGUCAUUGUUGUGGAAGUGGCGGGGGGGUGGGGGGGGGGGACUUAAUAAAGCUGGUCCCAUUCUUGCUGUCACCUGAGGAAGAAGAUAAAUGCUUGGGGGCGAGGGGUACAACAUUGAAGAUAAUUUUUAGCACACCUGGCUUUAUCGACUGUUACUGUAAGCAGUUGUUCCUUCUUCUAUUUUUCCUUUCUCAAUAAACUUUGUUCUCUAUUUGAUUAUGUAAUUUUUAAUGCUGUAACGUAAAACAGUUGAAAUAUAUUUUUUCUAUUACAGUAGCAUUUCAAUAGUUUUCCACCCUUCUUGUUUCUUCUUUUACCAAUUCUAGCUGUAUGAUGCUGGGGACUUUAAGUUCCUAACGACAGUUCCCAGUCCUCCAGGUCAGGUCUGGAUGGGAGGAGACUUUGUUGCUGCAGACUGUGUUCUAGUCUGGAGUAGGGUAAGGUCUUCAUGUAUAUGCAGCUGUAUGCAAUAUAAUGCCAUAAAAUGUUACAAAAUGAAAGUGUGUACAUUUUUUUUCUUAAAUUUCACUUCAUUUCUUGCCUUUAUGAGAGCUUUGUCACAGUGGAAUGAUAGUAUAUUAUUUUUUUCAUAGGAUGGUAAAAGCUACUUAUACAAGCUUCCCGCAUCGUAAGUCAUAAGAUUUUGGCAGCUUAACAUUUUAAGAGAGGCUUUAGGAGAAGAAUUUGCCAAUUAUAUUUUCCAAUUUUCAAGAGACUUUGAUGUGUCUUGGCCUGUUCAAGCUGCAGUACCCUGCAAGCAGAGUAUUAACAGUUUGGUGGUGUGAUCUGGCAUGCAAAACAUAGCUUCUGCUGCCAACCAUUUCUUUGGUCAUCACUUUUUCACACAUUUAUAUCCAUGGUCAUUGUGCUUCGUCACUUUUAGGGCUUGGUUUUAACGCUUAAUGAUUAUAUGGUCAGUAAUCUACUUACAAUCAUAUGAAUUUUUCUGUCUUUUCACCAGAUGCUGUCCUGGGGUUCAAGAGCAGCGCCAGGGUCAGUUUAAACUGCUUUCCUUUUUGUUAUUAAAUUGGGUCAGUUUUUUUGUCUACCUCUCCGUCAAUGAAGACAAAAACUAAAGACCUUAAGAUCGAAGUUUUCAGCCACGAACCUCAAACUCGAAGAAGUCACGUGACCAGUGCCUUGUCAUCAUGUUUGUAGUUUGAGGUUCAUGUUUGUAUGGCUAGACCACGCUUUAAGAGGUACAAUGUAAGCGAUUUACCACAAUGAUUUUUGCACUCAAAGACAUCACAAUCCCAUGUUUAAGAGAAAAUACUACUUUUAAGAACUAUUUCACUACAUAGAAACAUAAUUUUGAAGAAGAUUUCCCUGCCAAAAUAGAAGUGAAUGAAGGAAUGAAAACAAGCAUGGCAGCCUCAAGCUACCAUUCGCAAAACUUAAGUCCCCAAUAUGGGCAUACACAUACGUGAAACCACCAACCGCAAACUGCAGAUUGCUGUUUGCAGUAAGAUAGCCAAACCUUGAUCUUAAGGUCUCUCUCUUUUUAGGGAGCUUAAGCAACAGCCUUUUUUAGCGACCGACAUCAACCGGAAGUGGACUUUUUGCAUCAUUGGGUAGUGGUUUGGUUAAAAGUCUCGGGUAAAUCAUCUUUAUAAGAGAAAAGAAAGUUAGCAAUACAAAUUUGUUAGUGUCAAGGCAUACAAAAAAAAAGAAGGCCUCACUUCCGGUUUACAUGCAUCGCUCAAAAACGUCUUUGCUUUAGCUCCCUCCCUAUUAUAACAUUUACACAUCCUUUCCAGCUCUCCUGCUGAUGCAAAAUGUUGAACUUACUGUCAACAGGUGCUUCUUUCAAAGAUCCAACAGUUACUCAAGUAUUUGAGAAGUCAAGUCAACAGGUAUCAAAAUAUUAAUAAUACAUGUAGCUUGAAGGAGACAGAAGGGAUAUAUUUGAUGAAUGAACUGAAGUGACAACUUCAACAUGGAUCUUAUGUUAAUUUUGCCUACACUGCCCAGGUCCUCAUCAGGCCCAUUAUCAGGGCUCCAUGAUAAUGACCUUCACCUAGUGUCAAAAAAGCUUGGAUUUUUUUUUUAAAUAUAUAUUUUAUAAGAAUCAAAUUAAGUUUUGAUAACACUUAAGAAAAAGGUAACACAACGUUUCGAUGUCGCCAUGACACCUUUAUCAACUGACAAAGAUAAAAACUAAACACUAAUGACCUAAUAUAUGCGGUUUAAAAUGACAAAAUAAAGAACAAAAGUAGCAUAUACAUGUUUGCAAUUGUAAAUGAAAAUAAACAGUUUUGCCCAUAUGGAAUCUGAUAUUUGUGUGUUUAGUUUUAUAGCCUAGUAAAGAGUUCAUUACCAUUGUUUUUGUUAUUAUUGUUUUUGUCAUUAUUGUUGUUGUUGUUGUUUUUAUUAUUGAGUACAGCCCCACUCCACCCCCCAUAGGACAUACCGUGUAUAUUCGUAAACAGCACAAAAAAGUCAUGUGUCAGUUACAUGUAAACGCAGGAACAAAAAAUGAUGUUUCGAUGAUCCACUUUUGCCUCAGGGUUCUCCAACAGAUUUUGAUCCCGCUAUGUUCUUCUCUUAUGGACGAAGAGGACCUUUUUACAAGCUAUUACUGAAGGGAGGAUCAAAUGGAAGGUACAUUUGUACAGUGUAUCGAUUGCUUACUGUCAGUACAAGAUGUAUUGUUAUAUUCCUAGACUUUCACUCAACUAAACAGGGACUGCCAUUGCCAUUGCCAUUGCCUCGAGUCCUGAUGUUUCCCUCGACUUCGUCUCGGGAAACAUCAGGACUCUUGGGAAAACAAAACUAACUGUUUCCCUCGGGAUCUGACAUUAAGUGUAUAAUAUUAUUUAACACGAGGCUCAGUAUGUCAACCAAAUUAUUUUAAGUGAAACAAACAUUGAAAUUUUUUUUCUGAUACUCUAUACCUUUUCAACUAGAAUGUAGCGUCUGACACUAACAAUCCACAUUAAUCCUUGGCUGUCACUAGUUAAAACAUACUUAAGGCGGCUGGUUUUCACUAGCUACUUGGUCAGAGUCGGAGUAGUAUCGGAAGAGUAGGACUUUUUAAAACGAGCUAGUGAAAAUAGCGUUAUGAUUCUGCUUUCGACUUCGUCGUUUACGAUCAAGUGAAAACUAGGUUGUCGACUUCGUUGCACUUAUGACUCUGCUUACGACUUCGAUUUUUUAUUGUCACAAGGUCACAAGCGCUCUUACGACAGGGGCACCCAGCGGCAAUUUUCGGAAAAUAUCUGUUCGGAAGACGAUUUGAGAUCUAGAAUUUUCGGAACAUUUGUUGUAGAAUUUCUUGCUUGCUUGCCUCUCCUAGGAUUUUCGAACAUCUACAAAAUGGUAUAAUUGCCCAUUUUUAACGGAUUUUGACCCUAAAAAAGGCCACCUAGAAUUUUCGAGAGCCUUUUCCUGGCUGAAAUUUUCGAGAAGCUAAGUUUUUAUCCCUAUAAUUUUCGAAUCACUUGACUUUCAGCUAGGAAAUGAGAACAGAUGAAAAGUUUUUAGGGGAUAAAAAUAUGCCUACAUCUACCGAUUAAAUAAUAAAAUACGUUCAUCAAUGCUAUGUUAAGUGGUUUUGAACUAUAUCCUCGUUGGGUGCCCCUGUUACGACUCCGAUUCCGUACAUAUUAAGACCAAAAAAAGUGUAAGCCCCUACUCAUUUUCAUUAAAUAGCCAUCUCAAAUAGUUGGAGUUAUAUAAUAACACGUAGUUUAUCAUGUUAGGAAGUCAGACGUUUUAAAACCUCCUUUCCAUAGCUGAACUAGGUCUAAUUUUUCUCUGCCUUGAAAUCGUAGUGUGAGUAUCUGGAAGCUUAACGAUGUCAUCUCAAAAUCAGUCAAAGCCUUUGAUGCCAGUGCUCAUGGUAAGGCUACUUUGGCUUUUUGCGCCUUUGCGCUGCCGUUGCGUCUAUGUACGGUAGACUCUAUUAUUUUUAUCAAUGAGAACGUCUAAUUUUGUGUCUGACACUGACUGAAAACUUCAUUGAUAUUGCUUUGAUAUGAGAGAGCCUUAGAUUUGAGGACUAGGACGAGUACGGGAUUUAACUUAAAGUUUUUUCGCGUAUUCUCGAAAAAUAUUCAAUCCAGAGAGCUUCAUUGUACUAUUUUUCACCUGAGAAAUUAGUGAGGUUAUCUUGAUUGGAGAAGGCUCAGCCCUUUCGCGGUCGCAGAAUGAUUAAACUUCUAAAAUUUGAUAACCUGUUCCCGCCACUACGACAUUCUCGCUAAGACUCGUAGUAGAAUGACUACUACUAUCACUUUUUCCCGCCAAAAUGACGCUGGUUCACGCGUGAGCACUGCUUAGUAUUGGGAAAAUCUCUUACUCGUAGUUGUCUUCGUCUCAGAAUCUAAAGCUCUUUGAUGAAGCAUUUCAGAAAACCGGUAUAAAUGUUACCAAAAGCCCCUACCCAGUCCACCCCUCCCCCAAAAGAGACUAUUAUCUGCUGUAUCUUAUCAAACAUCCUCAUCAAAUGAAAUGAUCACAGAACUGACUAGAAAUGCUUGUACUUCAAAAGUUUCUCAUUAUAAUCAAUGAGGCUAUUGGUUAUUUUGAAGUUGCAGGUUGGGUCAAUGUUUUGUCUCAAAAUGGACAAUUUCGGGGAAGCGAUCACUUAUUAUUGGGUUAUGCAAAAAUGAUUGGUCAAGAUCCCCCCACCCCUCCCCCUAUAAAAAUAAUAAAACGGUUCCAUAUUGCAAUUCUGUACAACACCCAACCUCGUCCCCAGGGCUUUUCCUUUAAAAAAAUGGGUGGGGCGGGAAAAGGCCCUGGCAUCGGCUGGUCACGUGCACAGCCUAAAUAUUCCGAGAAGCUAAUUUAUAUGCAACCCGCUGGCUUUGCGCUGACAGAAGGGAGUAACAACCGCCCCACCCAUUUUUCAUGGGAAAAGCCGUGGGGACGAGGUUGGUACAACACCGUCGACUCAGACUACGGUCACACGGCACUGGACGAAUUUUCGACCUGUUGAAAAUUCGUUUGUUUAGGUGUUUCGUUCACACGGAGCCUCCUUAACCGUAUGAAAAUUUAGACACCUAGCGGUUCAAAGUUCCGUUUAAACAGAACGGUCAAAUUUUUCAGCCGGUCGAAAAUUCGUCCGGUGCGUCGAAAUGGCCGAUACAAGGUACUUUGGGUUGGGGUGGAUUUUCCAGAAGCCGGUUGCGUGAGAAGGUUACACCCUUGAGUAAGUGCUAAUAAUGAACUUACGCAACCGGACGGGAGAGACAGGGGAGGAAAGAAGACGGCAAACCUUGUGUGACAAGCGUGACAAUAAUUUUGUUUGAAACAACUUUUCGCCAGACUUUUUCUUUAAAGAGAUCUCUUUGUAAAGGACCAGAAAACAUUGGUGUUAAGUGAAGAUCACGACAAAACACGCAAGUAAUAGCCAUGUAGCGUUUGUGACACACAAGUGUUUUGCCGUCGUCUUCUUCCUGUCGUCCUGUUGUGUAAACUCACUAUUAUGUCAGAUGGUUAGUUAGGCGUCUAAUGCAGGGCUCGAGGACAAGAAGAAGUCUGGGACAAGAAGAUUUUCUUGCUCUGGGCAACUAACUUCUAAACGUACUCUUGCCCAAUGGGUAACGGCCCAGGCAAGCCGUCCUCUAACAAAUUCUUCAACUAAGACAAGCAAGAAAUGACCCUGGGCAAGAAAAAUGUGAGAGCUGCUUGUCCAAACGAAAUGCUUAAAUUUUUCCGAGCCCGGCUAAUGUAUGUCGGUUGCAGUUGUACGAAAGUGUUAGAAAGGAAUUGGGAUCCAGUGCUUUAUCUUUUAUUUCAGAUUUGCAAUGUACAUUUUUUGAAUAAUUUAUCUUACCAACCAUUUCUAUCUCGAUGUCUUAACUUACAGCAGGUAUUGUGCCAGUGGUUUCCUGUAGUUACGCCGACUGCUGGGAAAUGAGAGUCAAACCUUGUGGAUUGAUUGACUCACUGGUAAGAAUGUUGAUAUUUUCACGCUUCACGUUUCGGGCUUCUUGUUGGGUCGUUGAAACCGCUGGACACAAAACCUCAACUGGGUCGGUGUUAUAUUGUCACAACCCACCUCAUAAUGACCAAUACUUGACCUUUCCUCCUUUGUUUGUAAGUAUUUAACUGGCUUGUGUGGUUCUUUCUUUACAGGAUGAUCUUGGAGGAGCUAUUCCAGUUAGCACCUCACUGUAUUUACCAGCUCAAGACUGCAUUGUGUGUGGACGUGAGGAUGGUUCCAUUGUUAUCAUUUCUGCCGCCAGAGCAGCUAUUGUUCAGUUACUAAAGCUUCCAGGCUCAGGUACAAUACAUUUUCAUCGAACAGCUACUUGAUCAAUGUACACGACCUUUUGAUUUGUCCACCAUUAGCGCUUCAGAAUUUCAAGCCAGCUUUAUCCCCAUGAACGCUCACUCUCUCUCUUCUAACUUUGCGGCGGAUGCGUGGAAAACUAGUGAUCACGAGGGUUUGUUCGUUGCUUGUAGUGUAAUAGCAUGUUUUACACCACAAUGAUGCACUGGGUCAAGCAAAAACCCUGCUAAUCAUUCACUGAACUCUUACAUGAUCCUCACAUUUUUUCUGUUCUUUUAUCAGGGUGGCCUACGCAUCGAGUUCUGUUAGGACACAGAGGUCGAGUAACCUGUCUGCUGUACCCUCAUGAAGAGUAUCCUCGCUAUGACAGGGAGUUUCUGGUUUCAGGUGGAGCUGAUUUCUCCGUGAAACUCUGGGAUAUUUUCACGGGUGACCUGUUGUAUACGUUUUCAACGCACGGUGGAGAAGUUCUUCGACUAAGCUGCACACCACCUGACUGCAGUGUAAGUGUACUGCAAAAACUACUGCGAAUUCAAGUCAUGUUAAUUAAUCUUUGUGGCGUAGUGAUUACAUUCCUUGUGAACCAAUUAUGCAUGUAGCUCUCAAAGGUGUUGGCACAUACAUGUAAAAGACUCCAUCUACUGUAUGACCCAUUGCCGCGAGAAACUUUGAAUUACUGUUAGCAGUUGAAAUGAUUAGAGAUUAAGGAUUAAAACCAUCCGCUAGUGUAAGUCACAGUCUGCUCGUAUUUUGAUUUUGUCUUGUAGAAUCGUGUCCAGGCCUGCAUCUGCUCUGUUGCCCAGGACCACUCGGUUGCGUUGUUGGGACUGCGCGAGCGGAAGUGCAUCAUGCUGGCUUCUCUUCACGCAUUUCCGGUGGAAACUAUAAAAUGGCGAGCUUUGGAUGACUUUUUAGUUGUUGGGUGUACUGAUGGUUCAGUGUACGUGUGGCAAAUGGAGACAGGUAAUUUUUUAUUCCCUGAGUUUGACCCGCACUCGAGAGAUUCAUAUCCAAGGAACAAUUGACUGAUAACUGGCCUCUCUUACUGUUUGACUUUAAGUGCUAUUGUCAACGUUUCUAUAGUUUAAAAUAAUGCGAGUUUGUUACGUCUUUCUGAAUCUUGUAGGGAAGAAAUUGACACUGAAUUAAAAACGAGCGAUGAACGACGUGAGAAGUCAUGACCGAUGACCUAAAACUGGCUUUACGACCUUGACCUCGGAGGGUCGUGACUUCGAAUCUCAUCUUGCGCUCGGAACUUUUUCUGAGCUUUCCGAUGUUAGAGAUAACUGUUUCUUCUAAAAUUUUGCAAAAUUUAAUGUUGUACAAUUUUUCAUUCGCUGGUAAAAAAAGAGUAACAGUUGCGUCGUGCUUGCAGGACAUCUGGAUCGAUGCGUGAGUGGUCAGGUUGCCAUAAACAUCUUAGCAGCGUGCGAUGAGGAGAAAAAAUCCACGUCAGUUAGUGUUCCUUCCAAAUCCAAAAGCACCUUCGGACGUAGAAUCAGCCACAUCGCUUCUAACCUACCGACUAGCGCCGCCUCGGCUGCAGUGAAGAAACUAAGAAAGAGCAGUCAUCAGUAUACAGCGAGUCCCUCGGCGUCACCAAAACUAUCCAGUAAGUGGAGUAGAGAGGUUAGUGGCGCAGUUAUAGAGCUGUGCUGGAGGCGUUAGACUUGCAAUCCAGAGGACUUGAGAGCUAUCCUAGUGAACCGCUAGCUAGAUUUGUUCUUGAUAGCCCCUAGUUCAUCUCCUCGGCAAUGUUUGUAAAUAGCUAAGUGGUUUACCUCCAGCCAGUUGGAAUUUUUUUUUCAUGUUUACUGCAAAAUUUGAUUUUAUCCUUACAUGUUUUAGUGGGCCGCAACAGCCUCCUCCUCAGGCGCUUCGUUUUUCGCUUUGUAGAGGCGAGCGACUGGUAAUGAACCGCAAGGGACCAUGGGGAGGGUACAGACGGCUCUCCUUCCCGCCUUCCUUUGCGCGCACAUUUUUAUCGAGAGAGAGACGUCUGGGCACGAGGCAGGGGCCGCAAUGUAAACUACUUGGUUACACCAGUAAUUGUGCUACCCCACUCACCCUUUUUACUUCGUUUUCGUAAGAAGAAGGGUAUUAUCUGUUCCAUUUCGAGCCAUUUACAAGCGGAAAAUGGGUUAUUCUUUUCAUGAGAUGUGAAAUAUAGUAACUUUGAAAACGAGGAUUUUAUCAGUGUGUAAAAGAGCACUAAGGUUACGUUCCUUCAUCUCAACCCAACGUUGAAAGAAGCCCAAGAGGUGUGCCCUAGCUACUGUCAUUGGGUUCGCUGGCUUGGGUAGAGAUGGUCUUAGUAUUAAUUAGUAAGUAGUCAUCAAGGCACUCAGCCAAGGACGUACACGGGUCGGAAUUGCGAGUGAUUCUUUUCUGUUGCAGGAAGGGCCAGGUAGCGAUGGCGAUGGUAGCUCACCCAAUUUUGUGUAUGUGUGUAUGUUUGAUUUGUAGGUGAAGGUUAUGGCGAGAUGGUUACUGGAGGCCCACUCAAAGUUAUGUCCACAAAGUGUGGAGCGAGAGAUCCUGAAAUUCAAGUCCUUAUGUUCGACAUUGAAGUACUUAUUUGCAAUUUGUUGACUGAGGAAAAUCCUCUUCUUGUUGGUAACUGCUUUUUAUUGAUGAUUUGUUAUCCUUCUUACCCAUUUAACUGUUAACCCAUUAAACCCUAAUAUCAAAAUUUGAAUUCUCAUUUGUUGCCCCUAUUCAUUUCCUACAGAAGUAGUGGGGAGAAGUUGAUAAAUUAUCAAGCAAAUUCAUCUUGUGUGACCAUGUCCUCAAUUCUCAUGACCAAACGAGCGCGAAUGUAAACUAACAUUGAAAAACACGUGAAAGCACACCUCAAGGGUAAUGACGUCAUUACUAAUGUCAUCUCCGCCAAUCAGCAUUUCGUAUCGAGUUUUUCGAUGCAGAUCUUCAAAUUCCAGAGAUAGUUGCAAACUCUCCUCCUUUUCCCGCCCUGCCACCAGAGCGCCCCGGAGAGCUUGCUCGCAGGCUAUCACCUCUGGCCAUCGUCCGAAAAUCAUUUUAAUUCCUGAAUCACUGGUUUUACUUUCUGAUAGCAUUGGCUGAUAAUGUGAUUCUUCUUUGAAGCUAAACCCUCGGGAAAACCUGACGCUUCAAAGAUGGCUGUGGGAGGAAAGCGACGUAAACCCUCGGCGCCACAACAGACAAGGAGUGGAUCACCACAGAAAUCGUCUUCGGAACAAACCCACAAAAAGUCUGCGUUUGUGAAUGAAACACAUUUCGUAGCUCAACUAAUGAUCUCCUGCCUUCACUCCUGGGAUCUGGAUCCUAACAUGGACGAGGUCUGCGUCGAAAGACUGGGUCUGCUAAAACCGGUUAAACCGGUCUCGUUUGGGUUACUUACUCGUGGAAACAGGCUCUCGUUAAUGCUACCCGGGUGGUAUGGGGAAGAUUCUGGUGAAAGCAAUGUUGAUGUUAGCACUGCCUUGAAAAAACUUGCCGGUGACCAAGCCAUGCUAGUGGACAGUGAAGAUAAACUGCAGCAUUCUUCGGCGCACAUUGUUCCGGCUCUGAGAUAUUGUUUUCAAUCGCGUUGGCAGCUCUCCUCGGCGUUAACAACCUUACAUCUUGUAGGUCUUGUGUCAGUGGCAAACACACUGAUGAGUAUGAACCAGAUCAGUUUUGUUCCCAAAGAAAAGCGACUUGCGUUGUUAACAAACACAGCUUUAGAUAUUCCGUCAAGCUCUUCGAGCUACGAUGAGAAUGGACAGCCACCCGGCAUGAGUGACGUGGACAUACAACUUGCCAUGAAUCACCGCGCGCAUAUUAAAGCCGGGUGGAGUCAGCUGGCCGCAUUGCACUGCUGUCUUUUGGCUGAUAUUCUCAAGGUGUCCUCUUAUAAACCGCCACUGUUGCAUAUUUUGGCGAGGAGGUGGCAGGACCGAUGCCUUGAGGUAUUUAAUAGGGAGGUUAAAGUUAAAGCAACCUCGAUACGAUGUCGACGGCUACAAAAACAUCACUAAAAAGUGAACUCGCGCCGUUUCAAACUUUAUUGCUCUCAUUCGAGCUCGUUCAAUUUGACAAAUUUUUACGAAUUUUUCUGGAUUCGACAUCUAAGGGACUGUAUUUCUGUAUUUAAGUUAGCAAAAAAAAAGAAACCUUCCCAGAAAACUUGCAACUAGGAAGUUUCAUGUCGUAAUCGUGCAACGACGGCAAAGAAAUGAACGAAAAAGGCGUGCCGCACGUGCAAACUUGUUCUUUUUGCUAAUCUCAAACUAUUGUGUUUUUGCCGUCCUCGUUGCCAUCCCCUUCGUUUGUGCUGAUUCUCCUAAUUAUUGUGAUAUCGCCAUUAUGUUAUAAUCAUCACUGCCACGGAACUGUAAGCAACAUAUAUUACCUUGUAAAAAUACUUUAUGUGCAUGCUAGAGUACCUCACAUUCUAUUUUCUCUUCUAUUUUAUUUUUGCAUGCUUUAAUAACUCUAUCAGAAACAUCACUGACGCUGUUAAUGGUGAAAUUACCGAAGUAUCGCUUUGAGGCGGGCCCUCUCUAUGCACCUUCGCUUAUUUUUUCAUUGAUUUUUAUCAUUAUAAGAUGGCCGCCUGAACCUGUCCUGGUAUGUAAAGAGUGUACUAUAACAAACUCUCUGGCUGACAUCAACUUAUUAAUGCCUUAGUGCAUCUAGGACUUCAGAAAGUCUUCUCUGCCAUUCUCCUCCUGGUAGACCACUUCGAGAAAGCAGUAAUACUCGCUGUAGUUUCGGUAAAAUAUUGUUCUCCAUGGUCACGUUGUUGUCUUUACACUCCUUUUUUUGAGAACCAGAGAGACUGUACUUUCCCUGGCGUCUACCUAUCGACCGUUCCGGCCAAAACACACGAGACUGCCCUAAUGGGUAGGUCACAGUCUCAUUAGGAAGAUAGGGGGACUAGUACUACCUUAAUUCUAGCCUGUGCCAGGCUCUCGGAUAGUAGAGACGGCGCGAAAACAAGCCAAGCGAAAAUAAGACGCGCGUAAUCUGGGGAAGGAUGUUGAGGCGGGAAAAGGAAGACCCUCCCUGCACGUUUCUGACUUCCGUGAACUCUCACGAUCUCUGCACAUUACUAUCUUGUAGCCUGCGUAAUCCUGUCAUGUUUACUUCAGUGACAUUUUGUUUCGUCAGGUCCGUGAAGCAGCCCAGGCUGUUCUCUUGGCUGAACUGCGAAGGAUUGGGUUUGAGGGCCGCAAAAGGGUGGUGGAUACCUGGGCCCCACAGUUACCCAAGACACUGGACACCCAGAGGGUAGGCGAGGAUAAGCCAGACAAAUCUGAUGCAGCCACACCCACUCCUCCCAGUCCCCUUUUGGGAUUUGGUGAGUACAUCGAUGUCUUAAGCCCUGCUCAUAUUCGUGCUUUCAUUCGUUUCCUCGUUUUGCCCUUUCAAGUACUGCUAGAUACGUACCUUCCUUACAAAUUACUUGGUCUCUAAAUAACGCGCAACGAUUUCCAAUGAAUGUUUCAACUGUCUUUCUCUUCAAUUCAGAGCGUAGUGGUGAGGUUCAAGGAGUUGAUGACGAAGUCCUCUUCCCACCUGAUGACGUCAGCACCGUUUUGACCAGCGUCAAGAAGUUGCUCCAGUAUGACAUGCGCCGUCGCCAAGCAACUGCCAUCGUGCUGAUGGGUGUCAUUGGCGCCGAGUUUCAGCGUGAAAUUGAGGUUUACUCGAGUCGCGCUGGUGAGAAAAAAAUGAGUACGAGCUCUCGACGCAUUGACAAACUGAGUGAAACCCCAGGUAAAAACGCACGUAAAGAUCUUCGCGGAUGUAAGUGCUGUUUUUCUAUUAAGUCUUUGCUUGUUAACAAGGAAUAUUAAUUAUUGAAUUAAUUAAUAACAAAUUAUGAUAAUUUAUGUCGCUGACAAAUCAGAUAAUGCUUCCUCCAAUAACUUAAUAUUAAUAGCUUGCUAAUUGACGACAGUUCAUAUCAUAGCGGCAUUUGAGGGCAUUUUCGCCCUUAGCUAUUGAAAUGUCAUUUGUGAUUAAUUCGUCAGCAUCAUCGCAUUUCAGAGCCACUAGUUGUCUUCCCAGUUGCCUUUCAACGGCAUAUUGAUUGUGUUCACGGGGUUGUGCCAGUAUCGUAGAGGAGUGAUUGUGUUGGGAUGUGCCAGUAUCGCAGGGUUAUUCAGUGCCAAGAACGGGCGGAGGGAAAAAGAAAAGUUGUUUUCCGUCGUAGAAACAGCUAGUUUGCCUUCGUCCUUCUUCAAUGUUCACGAUUUGUGCGCCAUGAAUCAGUGAACCGGAACUGGAACAACUUAGUCGAGAAUAAAGCGACAGGAACUAGUCCUUUCCCGCAUUCUUGUAAACAAAGGCACCAACUCGAGGCUUGGGUGAACAAACUAUAGUGCUUUGUAUGAAAGUGUCCAUCCGAGCCUGGUCCUCAUUUCUUUAUGUUUGCUCACUGGCGCGGAAUGCGGGAAAGGUCUAUAGAACGUGCGUUAUUACUUUACCACUCAGUGAUCGAUUUUAAGUCACAGGCGAGUUAGCGCUUAUUCAUUCGACAACAUAAUUAAACCAACGAAUACUACUCUUACUGUUUAGUCAACCAAUCAAAAAGCGAGACCUUAUCUUUCAUCCCCCUCAUUAUAUUCAUGAGAUAAAGAGAAAAACGCUAUGACGUCAUCGGCGUUAGCGUAUUCGACUUCAUGCUAACGAGAUUUCAUUUCGAAAAGAGGAUAAUUCAGUCCCCACUAUACUACUCUUGUAAUGUUGAAAAAUGAAUUGUACUUGACAGGUGGUGAAGCAAUCAUGGAUUACACGACAGUGCGUCACACAGGCAAAGCUCUCAUGUAUCUCUUGCUUAAGCCUCCUUCGUCUCAGAUUACAGCUCACACAUCCGUCAGGCGGGCAGCCAUUGAUCUUAUUGGUCGAGGCUUUACGCUAUGGGAACCUUAUAUGGAUGUGUCAGCGGUAUUGAUUGCUUUGUUAGAGCUUUCCGCUGAUAGCAAGAACCGCGACCUCACCUUCAGAAAAGGUUUACCGCUGUCUCCAUCAGCAGAUACUCACCGCUCAGCAAGGCAUGCACUGUCACUCAUUGCUACAGCUCGACCUUCGGUCUUCAUCGCAACUAUUGCAAAGGAGGUAAAAAAAAUUAUCAAACAGUUACCAGUUGCCGGGUUUAAAGUAAUUUUGGACACGUUUUAGCUCGGUCAUGGCUCGUUUCUAAUCGGUCGAGAUGUGGAAAGCUAGCAAUUAUAAACCGUCAAUUGGCAUUCACAAAGCCGCAGAAUGAGACCGUCAGACGGCGUCUCAUCUGUAUUCUCCUAAUUUAUAACUGCAUUUUAUAAUUCCACUGUUUUUGAAAAUUUACAGAAUUAAUGUGAAUAAAUCUACUUUCCAGUUAUUUACUUGAAAGCCAUGCACUUGAUCGUUCAGAUUGACCGGCCAACUGUCCGGACAAAUGUUGGUCGGGACAUUGUCCGUUUACCAGCCGUCAUUUUGAGCCCUGAGUUACCAUAUGAGAAUAAAAAUUUAUGAAUUUCACAUCACUUUCGAAACCGUACAAUUAAGCUACAAAAUUGAUGAGAGGUUUUUAAGUAUGCAAAACAAACGGUGCACAUUAACGAAUGGCGGUAGAACUGUUUAGUGCUGAAAAAGCAAGUCCCGGUACUGGUUACAUCAAUACCCAACAAAAACUAAGCUUUUGCGUUUAAAUGAGCGGGUUCAAUUUUUACAUAACCUGAGAUUAGGUCCAAUUUGGCCGUUCUCGUACAUUCUCUCUUACGUAGCCGAAAUCCUGAUCUCACGGUUACUUCUAUACAGUUAAAGAAAAUCGGAUGAUCGGUUUUUAUUUGUUUACAAAUUUAAGACAUUGAUUUUGUUGUUUUGUAGCAUGCCUACAUUUGUUGUAUAUCUCUACUUUUGAGUGCUACCCAUAAUAUGUGUGCUAGAGACAAACUUUUCCCCAUUUUUUCAAUGUUGAUGUUUCUUAUAAAACUAGGUAGCCCGCAGUGUUGCAGCGGCGUCAGCCAUCUCCUUUAACCAGCCUUCCCCAGCAGCCAUUGCGGUAUACAGUCACGUUCGUCACCAACCUUCACAGAACGCAGAAACACAGAGCACGUCGAUUUUAAACCGAGCCAAGCAGGAGAUACUAAGAAUUAUUGACCUGAUGGUAGAAAAGACACAGCAGGACGUUGUUGACCUUCUUACAGAUGUAUGUACCUUUUUACCAAUCUUGCACGUUAUCUCCUUGCUCGGUAGAAUUAUUUCCCCUUGAGCUGCGUAUUCCGUAAUCCAAAACUAUUAGGUAGUGGGUACAAGCUUUCAGUGUUACGAUUUCUGGGAUGGUUUUGGGUGCACAAGCGUCACUUAUGGUUGGUUAAUGGUUGCCUUGAAUCCAAUCGACUAAUCAUGACUAACGCCUAUCUACCCAAAUGAUCCCAGAAAUCACUGCGCCCAACUUGAACCCAUUCUCCUUGGAGGGAAGAAGGCGAAUUGGGAAGUAACAGCAAAUAAGGUUAGGUAGCUAUUAUCAGGCGCGUAAACACCCUUUACACGGAAACCAACUCAAGGCGGCACUAAAUACCCCCUGCCCACCUCCGCAGUUGGAUCAUGUGUUCGAUGAAAGAGGCAGUGGUCCAAAGGUUUGUCAUCUAAAAAGCGAAAUGUUCAUCUGAUUAUCAAUGACAAGUUAAUUUUCUGAUUAGGUUGUGGAUAUCGUGAUUUACUGCUUGGAUCAAAGGCAACUGAAAGAUAAAGGAAUGACAGAGCUAUUCCCUGGGCUUUGUAGGUGAGGCUUAUGGACUAAGAUCCCGUUUACACGGGUCCGAACGGAGUUGUGAACGGACAAUGACUUGCACGGAUCCGGCUUUUGUUUACUCGAGACCUGCACAACCGUGCAAGUGUUUGGACGACAAACAGUAUUGCAGUCUUCUGGGAAACUGCCCACCUACCCCUCUCACAAGCCAACAUUAACACUUUCUUCUCACUUAGGGCAAAAUGGUGGCUCAGGGGAGGGGUAGGUGGGUAGUUUCCCAGAAACGUAUAAACCCAAAAUUUAUCCAUUCGAAAGUUUGUCUGGACCCGUGAAAACGGGGUUCGAGUCUCUUGUUCUAUAUGCAUACUAAUUGUAACAGUUCAUGCCGGUUCUGUGAUGGUGUUAUUGAUAUUUUUGAUAGGGUUUAUAGUGGGAAAUGAUAGUGUACUGUAUGCAUUUCGUCCUCACAGAUUCAACAUGGUCAGCUACUCGCCCCAGUCCCGCCGCCUUGCCGUUGGUGCAAAGAAUGGACAGCUUGCCCUGUAUGAUCUGCGAUCGUCACGAUGCCAGGUGAAAAAAUUCUGUUAUAAAUUAACCUGAGACUAGGUUCUGUUUGAGAAAUCGACAGUAAUUUUCCAUUAUCUAUACUCUUAUCGACCAUAAAAACGACGUUGAAUGGUCGAUUUAAGAAUUGAUUCAUGCUCAGCGUGCUUAUAUCGAGUUAUGGAUUCACGCAGGAAGUGUGGCAAGCACGAGGGAAGCACUUAAUUUGAGUGUCAAUAUAUUUAGCACGAAAGUACUAAUUGGGGACACUAUUUUUACGUCUCCUACUGGAGAUGGGAUCGCCGUUUUACGCUGUCAUCUGAGCCACGCGAAGGUUCAACAAUUUUAAGGUCAAGGGCAGAAACCUUAAUUUCUCAGUUAUCUUAGUAUCUUGAGUAUUGGUCCGGUCCCGGGAAUCGAACGCGCGACCUCCCGCCCUGCAGUCAAGCGCUCUACCGACUGAGCUAAUCCUUUCGCGGUUUAAACUCUACUCUCCGCGUAGCAACUCUAGCUUCUUCAUUGCGGAAUAUGGGUUAUUCUAAUCCGAGAUAAUGGUGGCUAAGUAGGCCGGUAACUGCCAAAACCUAUCACUAUUGAGAGACUUCAGCUACAGUGAAGCUACAUUUAGACGAAAGAUUUUUCCUCGUCGAGGCAUAGUUUAAUAGUCGUUACUGAAAUCACUGGAAAGUCAACCUCUAUUUGCGUGUCACAAACUGGUAGAAUAAAGCGAAGUUAUUGCUUGAAACGCAGUAGUUUUGUCAAGUUCCCACUCUCAGAUGAUUGAAUACUGGGCAUCCUAUUCGGAGAUCAGGGCAGGAGAAGUCCUUCUAAAGUUGCAUUUCGUUUCCUUUACAGAUGGUGUCAGCUCAUUCCUCUCAGGUAACGGCGUUGUCUUUCUCACCAGACGAUCGCGUUCUUGCUUCCUACAGCUUCGGGGACUCCAAGAUCUGCUUCUGGCAGGUAAUGAAAAGGACUGAAAACACUGAAUACGGGGAAGGGAGGGCCAGGGGGGCGUUUCGCUCUUUGUUCGCAACUCGUAAUAAUUAGUAUCCACGUGUAGUGUCUUCCAAAUAGACCAUUGCCAAAUCCAGACCUUGAGAUAAGGUGGGGCGGGGGGCGGUCUCCAUAAAAUUUUUUUCCGCCCUUGGUGCCUCAGUUUGGUCUAAAAAUAAGGGGGACCGCCCCCUCCCCCCCCGGGCGCCAACCUGGGAUCCGAAACUGUAGACCCUUCCACGAUCUUUUCAACUUUUGACUGGGACUAGUUAGCAAAAAUCUGUCAACACGGCUGGAAGGACAAGGGGGGUACUCCCUUAUAUAAGUCGUAUAGGUAUGCGCUGCCCCAAAGGGUGGGGUUUUUGGGCCUUUUUGGUGUGAAAACGGGUAUACACUUUGCCGAUUUUGGUCUGGAAUCGGGUGUGGUUUUCGAGGGAACUACGGGAGCGUAUGAAUGAAGUUGUCGUUUCAACUCCAAAUGAAUAAGAACGAAAUAGAAAUAUGCGAAUUCAAAAUGCAUUUGAAAAAUUUUUUGUUUGCGCUCUAAUCUAAGUAAUGAUGACAUAACCUCUGCCUAAAGGCCAGGUAUGAAAACGGGUAUGGAGUUUAGAGGUCUGGUCUGAAAACAGGUGUGGAAAAUGAGAUAACCGGGCAGCACAGCCCGACGAAGAAUUCCCAGGAGCAACCCCACUUCCGCCCCUCCCCCCUUGGGGUGUAAAACCAAUACAUUUUCCAAGUCUGACAGCGAUUUGUUGAUUUGUUGAAAAAUAUGGAAGAGAUAUCUCGUGCAAAGUCGCAGAAUGUUACAGACAUUUGUAUGGUGGGGGCCAAGUUUGUGCCCCUGACCAUACAAUCGUCUGUAAAAUUCUGCGAUUUUGUGAAGCAAUAUCUUCGCUCACUUUUUACGUAUCACCUGUUCAUUUUGUAAAAUGUCCUUAUUUUCAAGGCGCUCUUUCCAGUAGUGUCGAUGGAUAUUCGCUUACUGGUCUUAAUUAAAAGUUGAAAAAACCCGUCGAAGGGUUUGUUACCGAUUAUAUUAAAGGAAGGGCGCGUUUCAGUGAACAAGAAAAUUCCGAGCGAUCCAUGCAUUUAUACUUUGCCUUGGCUUCUCCUAAAUUUCUAGAACAGAAGGACAACCUCGCGAUGAAACCGUAAACUUCCAUUUUUUUCCGAGCAAUUUGUGAAUUUAAUGGUUUGAGUUUCAAAAGUCGACUUUUUUUUGGAUUGUGUUUCAGAAUCUUUUUCUAGCAAAUUUCAAUUUGUUCUCGUUUAUACAUUUACGGUAUUUUGAUCGAAUAAAAAUCGCCCUCAUGUGGUGAGAAAUGUAACUAGUCACAUGAGAGUCCUACAGCACUUUCUUUUUAACCGUUGCAGACUGGUUCGUCGCUGUUUGGCAUGUUGGGAUCGUCUCUUAAAUGUGUGCGAUCUUACACCACGGUUUCCCCGUCGCCGAAAAUGUCUCCUGCUCUAUUGAAGCUUAUACGGCUGGUGUGGAUUAAUCACAAGAAUGUCAUUCUACUUAUGGCAGAUGGGACGGAAUACAAGUAUACUGUUUAGGGGAAACGAUACAUUCUGUUCAAAGAACAACUUGUAACGAUUUUACUAGGUCUUAAAACGCAUGCCAGCAAGAGAGACUCGUUUUACAUAAGAAUUUCGUUAAAUGGACAUUGCAAAGGAUUUUAUUCUGGAGGUGUUCUUCCGGUGAAUUAAGUAACUGUGGACUCUACACAAGACGUUUGGAGUACAUUAUUGAUGGGAAAAUGGAAGCGUUCAAAAUAAAAUAAAUUAUGUGAUUGAAACUCGUUUGUUGAUUUCUUUUCAAUGAACAGUAACGCUUUCGAAGAAAAAAAGUUUUUCAUUGCUUUUUUUUUUAAAUGUGUGAUUUAAGUUACAUGAUCAGUUCAACCUGUUUUAGGUUUCAUUUUACAGGGAAAGGGGCUUCCU